This is a messenger RNA of Penicillium angulare, 1434 nucleotides long. RefSeq names its product M20 family dipeptidase. The record is from RefSeq and is a predicted model, not a curated record. Gene Ontology annotation, biological process: proteolysis. The coding region runs from base 1 to 1434 and encodes 477 amino acids. Gene Ontology annotation, molecular function: metallodipeptidase activity. The transcript is spliced from 5 exons. NCBI's taxonomy places the organism in Eukaryota, Fungi, Ascomycota, Eurotiomycetes, Eurotiales, Aspergillaceae.
AUGGCGCCUUCGUUGGAGCCCUUCUUCAAGCAGGUUGACUCUUCCGCAGAGAACUUCAUUGAUCGUCUCCGGAAGGCUGUUGCAAUCCCUUCAAUUUCGGCUCAAGAUGAGAACCGACCGGAUGUGGUUCGGAUGGCUCAAUUCCUGGCUGAUGAGCUCACUGCCUUGGGCGCCGAGGUGCAACAACGACCACUAGGCCCUCAGCCUGGCAAGGAACACCUUGAACUGCCCCCUGUCGUCAUCGCCCGGUACGGCAACGACCCGAACAAGCGCACCAUCUUGGUCUACGGUCACUACGAUGUGCAGCCUGCGCUUAAGGAGGACGGAUGGGCUACCGAGCCCUUCGAGUUGACUAUUGAUGAGAAGGAUCGCAUGUACGGCCGUGGAUCUACAGAUGACAAGGGCCCUGUGCUCGGCUGGCUUAAUGUGAUUGAUGCCCACCGCAAGGCUGGUGUGGAAUUCCCCGUCAACUUGCUAUGCUGCUUCGAGGGCAUGGAAGAGUAUGGAUCUGAGGGUCUGGACGACUUCAUCCAGGCCGAGGCCAAGCAGUUCUUCAAGGAUACCGACGCGGUCUGUAUCUCUGAUAACUACUGGCUGGGCACUGAGAAGCCCUGCUUGACAUAUGGUCUCCGUGGCUGCAACUACUACUCCGUGAGUGUUGAGGGUCCUGCUCAGGAUCUCCACAGUGGUGUCUUUGGUGGCUCUGCCCACGAGCCAAUGACCGACCUGGUCAACGUUUUGUCAAAAUUGGUCGAUGCCCAGGGUAACAUUCUCAUUCCUGGUCUUAUGGAUCUUGUCGCGCCUGUGACUGAGGAGGAGAAGUCCCUGUACGGUGAUAUUAGCUACACUAUGGAGAACCUCCACGAGUCCCUAGGCAGCGAGACUGGUAUCCACCCUAAUAAGGAGCGCACACUGAUGGCCCGUUGGCGAUUCCCCUCCCUCUCCAUCCACGGUGUUGAGGGUGCUUACUCCGCCCCUGGCGCGAAGACCGUUAUUCCUGCCAAGGUGACUGGAAAGUUCUCUAUUCGCACCGUGCCCAACAUGGAGAGCGCCGAUGUGAACAAGCUUGUCUUUGACCACGUCGAGGCAGAGUUCGCUAAGCUGAACAGCAAGAACAAGCUGAAGGUCUGGCUGCAGCACGACGGCAAGUGGUGGGUUGCCAGCCCCAAGCACUGGAACUUCUCCGCUGCCAGCAAGGCCGUGGAGCAAGUUUUUGGAGUCGCCCCAGAUAUGACCCGUGAGGGUGGAAGUAUUCCCGUGACUUUGACUUUUGAGCAGGCCACUGGCAAGAAUGUCCUUCUUCUGCCGAUGGGAAGCUCAACUGAUGCUGCUCACUCCGUCAACGAGAAGCUGGACCGUCGCAACUACAUUGAGGGAACCAAGCUGCUGGGUGCCUACCUGCACUACGUGGCGGAGGAGCCUACCUCAGCAUAG